UUCUGCUAGCUGCUUCUUCCAUUCCUCCGUCGAUCUCCCCGGAGUUGUGCGUGGUACGUGUGUGUGGUGGUUGUUGGUCGCCGGAGACGAUCGAUGGCAGUGCUUGCUGCUGCUGUGGUGGUGGUGGUGGUCGUCGGUGUGGUGGUGGUGGCGCCGGCGCCGGUGGCGGGGGAGCUGGCGAGGGUGGAGCACCCGACGAAGGAGGACGGGUCGCUGACGGUGCUCGCCGUCGGCGACUGGGGGAGGAAGGGGCAAUACAACCAGACGCUCGUUGCCACCCAGAUGGGCGUGAUCGGCGAGAAGCUGGGCGCCGACUUCAUCCUCUCCACCGGCGACAACUUCUACAACGACGGCCUCACCGGCGACAACGACACGGCCAGUUUCCAGGAGUCCUUCACCAACAUCUACACCGCCGAUAGCCUCCAGAAGCCUUGGUACAUUGUUCUUGGCAACCAUGACUACACGGGAGAUGCCCUGGCGCAGCAGAGCUCCGCCAUCCGCGCCGUCGACAGCCGCUGGACAUCCGUCAACAAAUCCUUCAUCGUCGACACAGGGGUCGCGGAGUUCUUCCUAGUGGACACGGUGCCGUUCGUGCAAAAGUAUUGGAACGAGAGCAAAUUCGACUGGAGGCAGGUCGCCCCUCGCGACACCUACCUCUCUACUCUCCUCACGGAUCUUGGGGACGCACUGUCAGAGUCGAACGCGACGUGGAAGAUCGUGGUCGGCCACCACACCAUCAGCAGCGGCUGCGAGCACGGCAACACCACCGACCUCGUCGCCAUGCUCCUCCCUGUCCUCAAGACCUACGGGGCUGACAUGUACAUCAACGGUCACGACCACUGCUUGCAACGCAUCACCAGCAUCGACAGUCCACUUGAAUUCAUCACGAGUGGGGGCGGAUCAAAGGCGUGGGCGGGGAAGUUCAAGCAGACCUCGGACAAGCUGGAGUUCAUCUACGACGGGCAGGGCUUCCUGUCGAUGCAGCUCACGGCGGCGGAGGCCAGCCUCGCCUUCUACGACGUCGCCGGCGCCGUCCUGCACAGCUGGCAGCUCACCAAGUCAACCUCCACCAACUAAUCAGUCAACCCGGCCCCUUGAUUAAUUAAUUAAUUACUUAUCGCCACUUUUUAAUUAUCUGUGUCAUAUUUAGCUGCUGUGCUCGUGUGUGUGUGAGUUCACUGGAACGGUCAAUGUGCUGGUUUCAGUGAUAGAUAUAUACUGUGACCAAAAAAAUGCACGGUGUAUAAUGUGUGGGUGUGUGUGUGUUAAUUUGUAUGUGUAAGUAAAGAAGCUGUUUGUAAUUGCAUCCUAAAGUUCAUGGGAUAAGUUAAUGGCAAUAUAAAUUAUAAAUUAUGUUGCUUGCAA
This is a messenger RNA of Oryza brachyantha (malo sina), 1365 nucleotides long. Its product is annotated as purple acid phosphatase 4-like. Gene Ontology annotation, molecular function: acid phosphatase activity; ferrous iron binding; ferric iron binding. The record is from RefSeq and is a predicted model, not a curated record. Bases 94 to 1077 code for a protein of 327 amino acids. The transcript has 7 exons. NCBI's taxonomy places the organism in Eukaryota, Viridiplantae, Streptophyta, Magnoliopsida, Poales, Poaceae.